GUUUUAUUUCUAAAAUUCAUUUUUUUGACGAUCCGCUUUUUGACAUAAACAAACAACGUCAAUAUGGGUAACGUAAGUACACUGUAGUCAUCUUCCUACACCUGUCGGAAAUAAUCAUGAUCAAUCAUGAUCGGACAUGAUCAAACUGACUGUUUCCAGGGAGCCAAAGCCGCGUCCAAGCGUGACAGAAACGCCAAAGACACCAAAACCGCAAAGUCGCAGUUGAAAGUCAACGAGUCUGCCAAAGAUGUCCAGUGUGUGACAUGCAAGGCGACCUUCCUCAAGACUGUCCGCAGCGCUGCGCUCACUGAGCACGCCAGCAACAAGCACAGCAAGACGCUGCAGGACUGUUUCCCCAACUUCGUCGAGGUUCCCAAGAAAUAA
Molecule: messenger RNA, 384 nt
Organism: Aspergillus wentii DTO 134E9
Lineage: Eukaryota; Fungi; Ascomycota; Eurotiomycetes; Eurotiales; Aspergillaceae
Exons: 2
Coding region: 127-384 (85 amino acids)
Source: RefSeq, a predicted model, not a curated record